GUGGGGAACGGUGCAGAGUCACCCAAACAAUUGCAGUUGCUUCCCAUGUUAGGGGAUGUCUAUCAUGUUACAGGGAUACUUAAACUGCCUUAUGCUGAAAUAGAAGAACCGUUUGAAGCCUGGUUCAACAAGACUGGAGGGAAAAGCCGGAUUCAAUAUUAUGACGGCCAAGUUAUCACUUACCAGUUAGGCUAUGUGAAACCUUUUGGAGCCAGCUUCAAGAUAACCCCAGAAACCACUGAAACAGAGAUCAAUAUUAAGGAAUGUUUUCAGAUCAAUGGAACGUCUGAGAAUCCCGUUACACCUCAAAGCGUGUUUCCUAACUUAACAGACUUCCAGCCUGUACAGCAUGAGCAUUACAACGGAAAGUAUUGCACAGUCUUGGAGAGUGUCUCCUAUUGGGGCAAGAAGAAGAACACCUACAAGUUGUGGAUGACAGAUGGUUCCCGUGGGCCUGUGCCAGUCCAUUAUGAAAUGAAAGGCUACAACACUCUCCUGGGUUCCCACUAUGACAAGUAUGAAAUAGAUUAUACCAGCUACUCUCACAGUUUCUCGUCCAGCAUCUUCACUCUCCCUCCUGGCAUUAAGUGUGCAUACUGGCCAGGAAUAGGACCAGAACACAGGAUCUUGGCCAACCCAAUGCAGGAAUUCGUUGGGAGAAGUGGAGAAGUCAGACUACACCAUGAACAUCUGUUUCAUCACUACAAGAAAAAAUUCCGAAAGACCUACAAGAACAAAAAAGAAAUAGAGCACAGGCGACACAACUUCAUUCACAAUAUGAGAUAUAUCCACUCCAAGAACCGAGCCAACCUCUCCUUCAAACUGGCAAUAAACCACUUGGCAGAUCUCACAUCGGAAGAGAUAGCCGUGAUGAGGGGGAGGCUACAGACUGAGGGACCCAGGAAAGGGUGGGAGUUCCCAUCUGACCGCUACAGUGAUCUCACCUUGCCGGAGAGCUUAGACUGGAGGCUUUACGGAGCAGUGACACCGGUUAAAGACCAGGCAGUGUGUGGAUCCUGCUGGAGUUUUGCCACAACAGGAGCUCUGGAAGGAGCCCUCUUUCUCAAGACAGGAGUGCUUACCCCACUAUCUCAGCAAAUCUUGAUCGACUGCUCCUGGGGUUUUGGAAACCGUGCUUGUGAUGGGGGCCAGGAACCACAGGCAUUUGAAUGGAUUAUGAAGCACGGAGGGAUUGCCACCGCUGAGGCCUAUGGGCCAUAUAUGGGUCAGAAUGGCUACUGCCACUACAAUCAAUCAGAGCUGAUGGCACCCAUCACCGGCUUCAUAGCUAUUACCUCCCAAAACAUCACUGACCUUAAAGCUGCUUUGUAUAAGCAUGGCCCCAUCGCAGUGAACAUCGAUGCCUCCCACAAGUCCUUUGCCUUCUACUCCAGUGGCAUCUAUUAUGAGCCUAAUUGUGGAAAUAAAACCAUGGAGUUAGAUCAUGCUGUCCUAGCUGUAGGCUACGGAGACCUCCAGGGGGAACCCUACUGGCUCAUUAAGAACUCUUGGUCUACAUAUUGGGGCAAUGAUGGCUACAUCCUCAUGUCCAUGAAGGAAAACAACUGUGGGGUGACUUCUAGUGCCACCUAUCCAAUUCUGGCCUAACAACAACGGCUGUCAUGUUCAGCAAAAGACAUCUGGUUGUAUUGCAUUAGAAAAUUCCAAAAGGUCCUCAUUUUACAGAUUGUUCAGCUGAGUCACCAUUCAUGCUGCAAAAUGCUAUUGCACUGUAAGGUGGAAACUGAAGUUUGAACAUGUGUCUGUAUGCACUUAUCUUAACCUAACCUACCACCACCACCCCCAGCUUUUUGAAUCAUUGAGACCACCGUAUAGUGUGUAAUACAGCCAUUCACACACUUGUGUAAAAUCACAACCAUUCAGACUACUGGGACAGAAAAUGGAAGGGAAAAUAUUUUAAAUCAUCAUAAAAUCCAUUUCCCAGAACUUCAUGUAGCAAACAAAUUUGCACUGAUAAUGAUCCCUGAAUAAGAUUGUUCAGGUGGCUACUAUGCAAAAAGCUAAUAAUUCUCUAUCAAUUCCA
Molecule: messenger RNA, 2044 nt
Organism: Ahaetulla prasina
Lineage: Eukaryota; Metazoa; Chordata; Lepidosauria; Squamata; Colubridae
Product: digestive cysteine proteinase 2-like
Exons: 10
Coding region: 46-1608 (520 amino acids)
Biological process (GO): immune response
Cellular component (GO): lysosome
Molecular function (GO): cysteine-type endopeptidase activity
Source: RefSeq, a predicted model, not a curated record